Molecule: messenger RNA, 483 nt
Organism: Emericellopsis atlantica
Lineage: Eukaryota; Fungi; Ascomycota; Sordariomycetes; Hypocreales; Bionectriaceae
Exons: 2
Coding region: 1-483 (160 amino acids)
Source: RefSeq, a predicted model, not a curated record
AUGGCCGAAAAGAACAGCACGAGCGCCGAUGACAAGCCCAAGAAGGAGCCCACUCCUCUCGAGGCCAUGUUCUUCUUCGCGAUCGUCAAGCACACCAAGAACAAGGCUGAUAUCGACUGGGCUGGAGUUGCUGCCGAGCAAGGCUUCAAGUCCGCCGAAGUGGCCAAGGUUCGUUUCGGACAGGUCAAGCGCAAGCUUGGGAUCAACGACACGACUACACCAAACCGAAGGGGCGCUAUCAGCUCUCCAGCCAAUACCCCGACCAAAGUCACAAAGACGCCAACCAAAUCUCGGGGUGGGCGCCAGAAGGCACCUGUGAAGAAGGAGGAGUCUGACACGGAGGACGAUACCAAAGUCAAGACAGAGGUUAAGUCGGAGAGCCGAGGCAAGAGUGUCAAGCCCGAGCCGGACGAGGAAGACGUUGAUCCAUCGACUCAGCUGCAGGCCGACAUGGACGCGAUGCUGAACGAGGACCCUUUCUGA